Molecule: messenger RNA, 1354 nt
Organism: Wyeomyia smithii (pitcher-plant mosquito)
Lineage: Eukaryota; Metazoa; Arthropoda; Insecta; Diptera; Culicidae
Exons: 1
Coding region: 39-1343 (434 amino acids)
Biological process (GO): mRNA splicing, via spliceosome
Cellular component (GO): U12-type spliceosomal complex
Molecular function (GO): pre-mRNA intronic binding; U12 snRNA binding
Source: RefSeq, a predicted model, not a curated record
CUGGCUUGCUUUGGUUACUUGCCCUAGCAUCAGUCGCAAUGGAAUCGAAAAUACAGCUUUGUAUUCGCAAUUUUCCGGAUUCGUUCAAGGAAAGUGAUAUCAGUGCUUUUUUGGCUUAUUUCGGGAUAAGCGGUGUAAAAUUUCUCAAGCGUCGGAAUAAAAUCACAACUAUAGUUAGCCUCCAAGAUGAAGUGGUUGCAAAAACUGUAUUGUCUCGAUUACACCAGCUUAAAAUUUUGGACAAACGUUUGAGUGUGGAUUACUAUCACCCUAAGGAGGGAGAAAUAAUUGACGUGAAUCCUCCGAAACCUCCGGUUGAUGUUCAAAAACAAUCCACACAGAAAGUUAGUGACUUUGUUAAAGCCUUGCUCGCUGUACAUCCUGUGGAUUUCAGUCAACCCCCGCCGCCUUAUCUACGGUAUCGCUAUCCGCGUCCAACGCGGGAAAUUAUCGACAGCAUUUGCGUUGCGUUGGAAUCGGUGCCCAAAUUCUACACCCAAGUACUGCAUCUCAUGAAUCGGAUGAACCUGCCGCCACCAUUUACGUCGCAGAACCUUCAGCGGAGUCAACAGUUGGAAGCGAACACGAAAAAAGAUGCCUCUCAGCAAACGGACCUAACAAUGAUGUCGGACUCACGCCUAGCAGACGGCGAAUCAGAACUGGAAUCCGAUGAGGAAACCGCACCAAAAAUGCCGUCCAAACACCGUUUGGGAUUAAUCAAAAAUCGAUUCAAACCUUAUGAGGUGCAAAAAAAUUUACCCACCAUCAAACAUCACAACGUUGACCGAAUUUUCCAACCGCCUGCAAUCAAACAGAUGCAAAACAUUAAAAUGCGUCUACCGGAAAAGUUGAAACCUGUUCAAAAGGCUCCCACUCCACAGCCAAUGGUCGAACAGUUAGAAAACCACCCGGAACCAGAACCAAUCCCACCCGACUCGGAUUCGCCCUCUAUCAUAUCCGAGCAAGAGCUGAAGGCGAACCGCAUUCCGGCUGAUCAGCUGAACGAGUUGCAUGUGUUCAAGAACUACACACCGGGCGUUCCAUCCAACAAGCUGUACAUCAAAAACCUCGCCAAAACGGUCACCGAACAGGACCUGCAGCGAAUCUUCUAUCGCUUCCAGUUGAAGGACGCGGCGCGCGAAAUCGACAUCAAGCUAAUGCAGAGCGGUCGGAUGAAGGGUCAAGCUUUUGUCACCUUCCAGUACGCCUACGAGGAAGACUUGGACCGGCUGAAGGAGAAACCGAUCGAACGCGCCAUACGGCUUACCAAUGGCUUCAUACUAAAGGACAAACCCAUGGUAGUGAUGUACGGCAAGACGAGCGGUGCGGAGAAAAGCGCCUGAAUGAGAGUUAA